UUACAGCGUUACAAUGACAAGGCCAGCAAGCUGAUCCCUCCACGUCCGCAGCUCACCUGGUCGGAGGUGAUUGACAUGGUCAAUCUCGCCGACUUUGAUCUUCUUCGAGAGACCCGGGACGACAUUCGCAAACAACCCUGGGCUCAGUACUCCAACCGGCGUGCGAUGAACCUGCACUACAACAUCAAGCGCGCCCAUGAGGAAAUCGAGCGACUUAAUGUCGAGAUCCGCCGGCUGCUCACAUUCAUGUAUGAUGAGCACGUCGAAUACCACAACGCGGUACAGAAAGCGUCCGAGAGUACGCCAAACCUCGUACACGAGCUCAAAGAACGAUGGCGUUACCGCAAUGCGAUCCAUGCGAGGAUUGCUGCACACCUUGAACAGACCUCUCGAUUGCCAGGCUUCACCGGUGCCCUCACCUCU
Messenger RNA from Rhodofomes roseus, 423 nucleotides. RefSeq lists its product as uncharacterized. The record is from RefSeq and is a predicted model, not a curated record. The annotation marks the transcript as partial. NCBI's taxonomy places the organism in Eukaryota, Fungi, Basidiomycota, Agaricomycetes, Polyporales, Fomitopsidaceae. The transcript has a single exon.